GUCUGUAGUUCUUUUUAAACGGCCCUGCUGAAACCUCACAGCUCCUCGUCGGGGGCGGGGGGCCUCGCGGUGACUGUGGGCCCCCACCCCCUCAUCCCUCUCUCCCCCCGGCUCCUCCUGCGCUCGCCCCGGCACCAAUUGUUGACAAAAGACGCUGCGAGACGGAGCCGUGGAAGGCCGGAGCCGGUGCUGGUGUGGCCGAGGUGAUUCGGAGUCGGUCGGACCUCGCAGCAGCAGCAGCAGCGGCGGCGGCAGCAGCAGCAGCAGCAGGCCGGUGUGGAGCGGACUACCCCAGCACCUCCUUCACUUCUCAUCACCGCCACCUUUUCCUCCCCGUGAAAACACUCCCGUGACCGGAAUCGUGUAGACAAAAGCGGAGACCGGAGAUGGAUCAGCCGCUGUGAGUGGAAGCGCCGGAGGAAGCGGCGGCGGCGGCCUUGUGCGGGUCUAUUCAUCCCGGGAAUGGUGUGAACUGAGACGGGAAGGCAGUCUGGAUCUGACCGGGGACUCGUCGUUUCCCCGGAGCCUCCGCGGCUCCAAGCCGCGGCCCGAGCCCUCCAAAAUGGGGAAGUGUGACGGCAGAUGCACGCUGUUGGUGAUCUGUUCACUGCAGCUGGUGGCGGCCCUCCAGAGGCAGGUGUUUGACUUUCUGGGCUACCAGUGGGCUCCCAUCCUGGCCAACUUCCUGCACAUUAUGGCCGUCAUCCUGGGCAUGUUUGGCACUGUGCAGUUUCGCUUCAGAUACCUCAUUUUUUAUGCAGUAUGGCUGGUCCUGUGGGUUGGAUGGAACUCCUUCAUUAUUUGUUUCUACCUGGAAGUAGGAAACCUGUCACAGGACAGGGACUUUCUCAUGACUUUCAACACGUCCCUCCAUCGUUCGUGGUGGAUGGAGCACGGCCCCGGCUGCCUCGUGACGCCAGUGCUGGACUCUCGGAUGGCCCCCGACGACCACCACGUCAUCACGGUGUCCGGAUGUCUCCUCGACUACCAGUACAUCGAGGUGUUGAGCUCGGCCAUCCAGAUCCUUUUGGCUCUCUUCGGCUUCGUGUACGCCUGCUACGUGAGCAAAGUCUUCCAGGAUGACGAGGACAGCUUUGAUUUUAUUGGUGGAUUUGACUCGUACGGCUAUCAGCCGCCCCAGAAGUCCUCUCAUCUGCAGCUACAGCCUCUUUACACGGCUGGUUAAGUGUCAGUAGCGCCCCCUUGAGGCCCGAGCCUGAAGUUGUCACUGUGGAUGGAAAGAAAGAAGCGGCAGGUUGCCCACCACCCCACCCCUGAUUACACUCACUCGUUUGUGUCGCAGUUUACCCAAGGAGCGGACCUUUGACCCCAGAGAGGAGAGACAGUGUGAGCAUGUUUGCGUGUGUGUUUUGUGUCCGAGGAAGGAAAACUGAAGUCAGCCCUGAAACGAACGUUGCAGAGCUCAGGGACGAACCAGCGGUUCCCGGUGGGAGUGGAGCGGGAGGGAAUUCGGAGAAGAUUCACUCAAAACUGCCAGCUCUGAGCGCUUCCUCUCGAGUCGACGUGUGCGCGUGUGCGUGCGUGUGUGAUACGAUUGCGCAGCUCCGAGCUGGUGCUUCGUGGUUGUACUCUGGACUCUGCAACCACGCUGCGCCCUUCUGCGUUUGUUUGACUUCUUUGUUGGGGUGAAUGCUCCUCUGUGUGUGUGGAUGUUUUUGGAGGGGCGGAGCCACGCGAUAGACCGAGGCACAGCUCGUAUCUGUUGUCGUUUUAGAGUGUGACGUUAAAGCUAGAGCAGUCCUGCAGUUUCCUCCUCCCAAAGCCGUCUCUCUUUCCUCCCAUGCCGCUCCAGCUGCACACCUCAGGCCCGUAGGAGAGGCCAUCGAAACCACGACUCCUUAAAGGAUCAAGCUCGCAUUAAUCAGUGUUUGUUCUGGUGCAGAAGAACUAAACAAACAAGCAAUUAGAGUGUUAAGUCUGUCGUGCAAUAAUCUCACACAUUUUGGACCGUAAUGCAGCUGUUGGACAGUAAUCCCUCCAUGCGAUGUCCUGAUAAUAAAAAGGUGCCAAUUUCUGUUUUGUUUCCAGGAAUAUCUGUGGGGCAUGUGUUCAGAUCAGAUGGCUUUGGGAUGAGGCAUUAGUGUGUAUUUUUAUUUUUAUUUGUUGGGGUGGGAAGUAGUACUGUGCAUGUAAAUAACCAGCCGAUGAUUGUUUUGUUGGUUCUAUUUGCAGAAGAAGAAGAAGAAAAAAAGAGGGUCACAUUAUGGAGGGUGUGGGAGGGAUGACAGCAAAUUUGUUUUGCUUUGUACCUGUUUCUCUUCUUCUCUCUUUUUGUAUAUAUCAUGUUGCCUUGUUUUAGCCAGUUUGCAGUAUUCCUCCUUGUUGCAUCAGGAAGACAUCGAGUCCGAGCAGCUCGCUCAUCGACUCUCAUCCGAACGUGAGGGCGAAGGAGACUUUAGAGUCUUUUUUUUUUUUCUUUUCGAUAAUAAAUGUGACAGAAAGUGAGAAUAAAGGAGACGGGUAUGAGGUGCAGAUCUCAACGGGUGUAAAGUAAAGUUUGAAAUAAUAAAAGUACACUUUCUAUUUCAAAUGUGACUUCUGUCGUCAUCUGCAGACACGUUUGUCUCACUGAGAGUGUCUAAAUUUUGAAUAAACCGAGCGCUGUCA
This is a messenger RNA of Poeciliopsis prolifica (blackstripe livebearer), 2628 nucleotides long. RefSeq names its product sodium/potassium transporting ATPase interacting 1 (gene nkain1). Lineage: Eukaryota; Metazoa; Chordata; Actinopteri; Cyprinodontiformes; Poeciliidae. The transcript is spliced from 8 exons. Gene Ontology annotation, biological process: regulation of sodium ion transport. The record is from RefSeq and is a predicted model, not a curated record. Bases 563 to 1186 code for a protein of 207 amino acids.